UAUGUAUCGAUAAUGGUGAAUUUAUGUCGUGUUGAAAUUCUUAUAUCGCUCGGAUUCCUCUUCCACGGAAUCACGUGUCCGGGCUAUGCGCACGAGAACGAGUAUCAAGGUGUGUGUCAUAUGAAUGUAGUUGCGGCGGUGGUUGGUACUUUCACGGGUUCAGUUGGUUUGGGUGUUGUUCACAGAUAUCGGUGGAAAAUGAUGCUUGUAAUGUGGUUGGUGCUCAAUAUCAUAUCGGCUGUCGGUAAUCUUCUGUCUGUGAUCACUGCAGGAAUAUGGCUCGACCAUCUGAGUAAAAUGAAAACGCGAACUGGUCUUGUGAACGGUCUCUCUGGAAUGAUGCUUCUUGCAUCUGUUGCUGUUGGCGUUUGUUACAUCUUAACGUCAGUGCUGUUAUGUCACUUUUGGGUAUCAAACUCGCCAAAGUAUCAAGCUGUUGGGAAAGUUUCGAUUCUAGUUUUCAAGGCUUUGAAACGUGGAAUGAUGUGCUUUCAGAAACGCUCGCGAUCUCUGCGACGUCGUGCAUCUCGUCCGAGUAGUGGUACCGAGAGACGUUCGAAGAACGACAAAUAUUCUCGAACUUUUAAUGUUUAA
Messenger RNA from Anisakis simplex (herring worm), 594 nucleotides. Lineage: Eukaryota; Metazoa; Nematoda; Chromadorea; Rhabditida; Anisakidae. The record is from the annotation of a GenBank genome assembly.